AUGUCAUCUAGAAAUCUGGAGAUGAGAAGAGAGCUUCCCUUUGAAUUAGUGGUGGAAAUACUCGCUAGAAUUCCUGUUAAGGACUUAGUGCGGUUUAGAUGUGUCUGCAAAAGUUGGCGGUCGUUGAUGCAAGAUGAAAGGUUUUAUAGAAAGCACAUGACUCAUGCCCGAACGAGGAUUGUGGCGUUGCGUGAUUUGGAUACUCGUAUUCCUAUAUGCCACUUUUCUUAUGAACGUGGCAAGCUAGAGGCGAUACUAGAAGCGCUUGACUUGAACAUUGGAGAUACAAGCUUACUUCUAAAUUCUUUUGUGAUUGGUCACUGCCAUGGACUCUUUUGCUUAGAUCUUCGAGAUAAUACUUUUGGUGUUUGGAACCCGGCAUUGAGAGAGUUCAGAAGAAUACAAACAAGGCAUCUUAACUGGGCUGAGGUGGGUUUUGGCUAUGACCACUCAACUCAAGAUUACAAGAUCGUCGUGUUGGUUCCGGAUUUGGAAGGCGGCUGCUCUAGAGCACAAAUAUUAUCCUCAAAGUCGGGUACGUCUUGUAAUCUUGAGUUGAGUGGUCAUAGCCAAAACCCACCUCAGCCCAGUUAA
Messenger RNA from Eutrema salsugineum, 594 nucleotides. RefSeq names its product putative F-box protein At3g16210. The transcript has a single exon. The record is from RefSeq and is a predicted model, not a curated record. Bases 1 to 594 code for a protein of 197 amino acids. NCBI's taxonomy places the organism in Eukaryota, Viridiplantae, Streptophyta, Magnoliopsida, Brassicales, Brassicaceae. Gene Ontology annotation, molecular function: protein binding.